Molecule: messenger RNA, 873 nt
Organism: Colletotrichum lupini
Lineage: Eukaryota; Fungi; Ascomycota; Sordariomycetes; Glomerellales; Glomerellaceae
Exons: 6
Coding region: 1-873 (290 amino acids)
Source: RefSeq, a predicted model, not a curated record
AUGGCCAGCAGUGAACCGAUCAUGUCCUUCCGUUCCCCGACGCCCUUCUACCUUAUUCCUCUAAACUGUACGGAUACUCCUCGACGGGGCAUGCUCGACGAGCUCCCAUGGACGGAUUGUUUGGAACAUCGUGAGGCAAAAUCUCUCUACGCCGUUGAUAGGGGAGCGACACCGGACAGUCAAAUGACAUCCUGCUGCAUGCAUAUUCACAACCAUCCGGCCAAGCCCUUUCCCGAGUUCGAAUUCAACAUCACAGGAAUACAAAUUCAACUUGAUUUUACCAAAUUCAGUCAUGCUUUCUCGAACUGCAUCAUCCCUCGCAAUGAACCGAGUACCGGUCACGCCGCGCCGUUGUACCUGCCAUCUAACACCCGCCACUCGGCCGCAUUCGGCCUUGCUUGUACUUGGGGGAAGAGAGACCCUGACAAAUCGCAUGUCCAUCUCCUGAGGGUCGAAGGUCGCGGUCUUCCCCGGAACACGCCUCCUCUUUCAGCCUCCAGGAACCUCAGCAUCUUCUUUGUUCCUCAAAACGACUCUAAUAUUCCCCUGCUCAUUCUUUUGUCUCUCACAGUAGCAGUGGCCGUUUCUAGCGCUGUUCCCUGCCGCCUCCCGUUUCUUGAGCCGUCGGCUCGGGUCAAUACUGCCAGGGCAAGCGACCUGAGUGCUCACGGUCACGGUCUUGUUAGGUACUUGUUCGGACAUUUCGUGGGGCCCUGCUAUUUUCAAGGCGGCAGGCAUCAACCUGCACCUUUCCAGGCAGUCUGUGCCGGCUGUGAUUGCAUUGUACGCACAUUAUCUGCAUUGAGAGGGUUGACAGAGGAAAGAUCAAGACAUGAACACGCCAACGCAUUUCAAAACGCCAUCGUCGUGUAG